This is a messenger RNA of Odobenus rosmarus divergens (Pacific walrus), 769 nucleotides long. It is a transcript of the gene CARD19, whose product is annotated as chromosome unknown open reading frame, human C9orf89. Bases 87 to 638 code for a protein of 183 amino acids. Lineage: Eukaryota; Metazoa; Chordata; Mammalia; Carnivora; Odobenidae. The transcript has 6 exons. Gene Ontology annotation, cellular component: mitochondrion. The record is from RefSeq and is a predicted model, not a curated record.
CGGGCGGCGGCGGACCGACGACCUGACCCGUGGACGGCGACAGGGGGACAGGCCGGGCCCGGCCGGGCGCGCGCCGUGCCGCCGCCAUGACAGAGCAGACCUACUGUGACCGCCUGGUCCAGGACACACCUUUCCUGAUGGGCCAUGGAAGCCUCAGUGAGCAGCAGGUGGACAGGAUCAUCCUCCAGCUGAACCGCUACUACCCUCAGAUCCUCAGCAACAAGGAUGCAGAGAAGUUCCGGAACCCCAAGGCGUCCCUGCGCGUGCGGCUCUGUGACCUCCUGGGCCAUCUGCAGCAGAGCGGCGAGCGGGACUGCCAGGAGUUCUACCGGGCCCUGUACAUCCAUGCCCAGUCCCUGCACAGUCGCCUGCCCAGCCGGCUCGCCCUGCAGAACUCAGAUUGCACAGAGCUAGACUCAGGCACCGUGGGCCGCGAGCUCAGUGACAGGGGGCCUGUGGCCUUCCUGGCCUGCCUCGGCCUGGCCGCGGGGCUGGCGCUCCUCGUCUACUGCGGCCCUCCAGACCCCAAGGUGCUGCGGGGGGCCCGGCGUGUCCUGGGCUUCUCCCCCAUCAUCGUUGACAGGCACGUCAGCCGCUUCCUGCUGGCCUUCCUCACAGACGACCUGGCAAGGCUCUGACGCCCCCGCCUGCCCGCCCAGGGGCCUGCCACUUCUUUUCUAAAUGCUUGUUUUUCACUAUUUAUACUUUUUUAAGAAAGUUACCUUCACCUGACAAAGGUACUCCACAAUAUUAAAUGUUGGAGUCUUGU